Plasmodium malariae is the source of this 1728-nucleotide messenger RNA. Its product is annotated as transporter, putative. The transcript is spliced from 2 exons. Bases 1 to 1728 code for a protein of 575 amino acids. The record is from RefSeq and is a predicted model, not a curated record. Gene Ontology annotation, biological process: transmembrane transport. Gene Ontology annotation, molecular function: ATP transmembrane transporter activity. Lineage: Eukaryota; Apicomplexa; Aconoidasida; Haemosporida; Plasmodiidae.
AUGAAGUAUUCUUUAAAGGAAAACUUAAGUGAAUAUACAAGCGAAAUUGAUCAUGGUAUUAGGAAAACUAUAAAUGAUGGAAAAGUAGAUACGAACAAAUUUAAAAAAAAAGAAAUGAAUAAAGAGAAAAAGGGCUACUUAUAUAAUUAUAAGUACCUACCCCAUAAUGAUAUAAUAAAAGAGAAUGAAGAGGACGCCGUUAGUAACCCUUUUUUUUUUGAUGAAAAAAAUAAAAUAAGUAAAACAAAUGUAAUUAAUAAUAUUACGGGGAACCAUAUAACUAGAAAAAAUGAUCAUAAAUGCAAUGAAGAAAUGAAUCAAGGAAUAGGAGACAACAUUUAUAAGGAGGAGGACAACAGCUAUCGCUGUAGCAAUGGCGAUAGCUAUGAAAGUAGCAAUGACAACGACCAUAACAGUGGCAAUGGCUAUGGAGAUCGAGACGACCUCGGUGAUAAGGAAAAAAAGCCUCUAAAAGAAUUCAACAUUUUUAUAGAUAAGAAAAAUGCUGUAAAUAGUAUUAUAAGCUCCACCUUUGCUGGUAUCAUGUCAAGAACUAUAACCGCUCCAUUAGAUAGAGUAAAAUAUAUUAUGCAAGUAACAAACAAUUUGCCAAUAGCUGAAAUAUUUGAAAUUAUUAAAAAAGAUGGAGUAGUAUGUGGAUUCUUUCGAGGAAAUUGUGUUAACAUUGUUAAGAUAAUUCCAGAGUUAUCUAUCAAAAUGUAUUCAUAUGAGUUUAUGAAGAUGAAUGUUUAUAAUUAUUACAAUAAAAAUAAUAAUUGUAUGACUGAUGAUCAAAAUAUGAAUAUACCUUUUUUUAUUCGUUUCUUAAUAGGGAGUUCAAGUGGUGUUAUAGCUGCUUUAUUUAUUUACCCACUUGAAAUUGUGAAGACAAGAUUAAUUGUAUCAAAUAAAAAUAAUAAGGAUAACGGAAUUAUUAAAUGCUUUUAUAAUAUUUAUAAAAAUGAAAAAUGGAGAAAUUUUUACAAUGGUUUGUCUAUGCAUAUAUAUGGUGUUAUAUUCUUCUCAGGAUGUAAUAUGAGUAUAUAUGAUUAUUUAAAGUAUCUUUUUUUCUCUUUGUACAGAGAUUAUAUUCAUUCUAAUUAUUGCGUCAACUGUGGUCAUGCAGAAAAUAAGAACAUCCCUGCUUGUACGAAUAUAGCAGAUGAUGGUGUUCCACAAAGGAGAAACGCAAAUGAUAGUAUUGCACACCCGUAUAAUUCAAAGGAUGGCAAUUCCCAAUCCUCAUAUGACACCAGAAAAGACGGUCGUCUCAUAUAUGAUCCACUAAAAAGUGUAAAACGUUUUAUAAAUUUUAAAAAAAAUUACACAAAUACAAAUAAUUUGGGACAAAGUUCUAAUGAACAAAAUGAAAAUAAAAAUAAUAUGAAUAUGUCAUCAUGUUCUUAUUGUAAUUAUCGUAUAAAGAAUGUUAACUGUUUAUCCUUUUUAUUUUUUGGAAUAACAAGUUCUUUCAUAGCUCAAAUUGUUAGUUACCCGUUUCUUGUUUUAAGGACUCGAAUGCAAACUCUCAAUAAUGAAAUUGCUACUAAUUACCUGAACAGUGAGGGGACCCGUAUUAAAUCCUGUAGUUUUAUUAUGUACAACAUUAAGGUUUAUGGCUUUAAAUCGCUCUAUAGAGGUAUUUACGUAAACUUACUAAAGACUAUACCUGCCACGUCCAUUACAUGGUUCGCGUACGAAUAUUCGAUGAGGAAAUUACAAUCGUGA